Messenger RNA from Coccinella septempunctata (seven-spotted ladybird), 3779 nucleotides. RefSeq lists its product as uncharacterized. The record is from RefSeq and is a predicted model, not a curated record. Lineage: Eukaryota; Metazoa; Arthropoda; Insecta; Coleoptera; Coccinellidae. The transcript is spliced from 8 exons. The coding region runs from base 319 to 2523 and encodes 734 amino acids.
AAGGUUAUGUCCAAAAAUAAUUUUGUUUUGAAUAUGCAAAAAUAAAUAAUUGUUAAAAAACUGAUUUGAAUUCAUUCACAAUUUUUAAAGAUUAUGGAAAAUAUCACUAGGUUAGCUGCAUUGUAUCAAUUGUUUUGAUUAUUUGGAAACUUUGAUGCAUCAUAUCAUGCAGAUUUGACCUAUAUUGAUAUAAUGUGAUGGAAACAAAACUUUCAGUUUAUUUGAGACAUUGCAGUAUACUCAUAGCCAUUUACUGACGGAAUGUUAAGACUAUAUCAAAAUGUGUAUAAAAAUGUUCCCCUCAAACAAAUGUAAACAAUGUGGAUUACUCUAAUUUCUAUUUGUAGUUUCUUUACAAUUGUUAUGUCUCUAGUAUUUUGCUUGUGCUGGAAAAAGAAACGUACUGAUCCUGAAUUAACUGGAGUAGAUGGUCUUGUUAUAAAGAAAAAUCCUGAUGAAAACGUCAACCAUUUACCAUCAGCAGAUCUCAUCGGAGGUGAUAGAAUUGAUGGUAUCUCAGAUGUGAAUAAAAGAGCCACUCUUCCAAUAACAAAUACUAGAAGGAGUUUACCCGAUAUUCCAUUUGAGCAUGAGAAUGCUACCUGGGUACUGGCUGUUGACAACUCUUCCGAGCAUUAUGCUACGGUGGAGCAGUAUCAAAAUUCUAUGAAACGGCAUACUCUUCCUAAUGGAGUUGAAGCCAGACGUAGUAUAUCACAACAUAGUUCUCUGAGUCAAGCAGAUUUUUCUCCUUAUGAAAGGGUAAAAUAUGACAAGAUAAAUUCAAGAGAACAUCCUUAUGACCAGUUGCAACCUAUUGUUAGUCGUAAUUUUGCAGCUGAAAAUGCUGAUAUUCCUGAAGAACCAGGACCUUCACAGAGAACGGAAGCUACUGCUGAAACUAAUCCCACAAGAAGAGGCAGUGGAGGUCACAACUUGGAUAUUCCAGCAGCUUCAGCUGUAGCUGGUGGCAUAGCAGCCAGUCCAGAAUUGCCAUAUAUGACGCCUCCUGUGCCACAAAUAAAUUUCAGUGGAGAUUCUCAAGAUUCUUCUAAGGGGUAUACUAGCAUCAGUGUUCGUGAACCUCUCGCUAAUAUAUUAGCUCAAUCCAAAGAAGUUAAGAAAAAAAGAGAGUUUGAUCCUCAUUAUUCAACUGUUUCAGAUGAUUCAGAUGACGUUUACACUACGAUACCUGAUCCAAAUCAAGUUUACACCAGUGAAAGUGAAACUUAUGCUAGAAUUCCACCUGGUCCAAUAGUUGUCGAAGCUGAAAUAAACAGAAAUCCAUCCAAAUCAGAUUCAGAUGAGGCUAAUGAUGAAAUGUAUGAACCAGCCCCUCAACCUGUUCCACCUAGUGUAGACAGUCUGAAACACGUCACACACACCUAUACUCACUCAAGGCAAGCGUCCUCAUCAAGUUCAACAAUCAACAUAGGUUCUCCAAAACCAGAAAAGCGACAAGCCAAUUCUCCCCUUCCUCUUCCCCCGGUUGUCAACCAUAUAGAUGGCGAUAAAAAACUUCUAACGGCACGAAAUUUAGAGGACCUUUACGCUAAAGUCCAGAAAAAUAAGCCAAAAAACAGUUCCGAUGACGAGAAGUCACCUGAGAGACCGAAUGAAUCCUCACAUCCGAGCGCUUCAACUUCUGGAAUUGAAGAUAACAGAUUUUCGAAGCUGAGAAGAAAAUUUCAGGAACAUAAUUAUGAGACACUCAGGAAACACAAGACGGAUUCAUUGGAUGAAAGAAUGCUUAGACAGGAAGAACCGGGAUAUGCGAGCAUAAAUGGCCCAGAUAGCUUGUGCAGUUCUGAUCCUGGAUAUGAGGUGCUUAAAGACUCUGAUCCUGAUCCUAAUUACGAGGAGCUAAAGCAUAAAUCUUCAAAUGCUAGUGAUAUUGGAUAUUCAAAGAUAAAAGAUGUGAGAAAUAACCAUAAUUUCGGUUAUUCUGUCGUCAACAAGAAAAAGAAACCUGAUGCUUCUAAAAAUUAUAACAGUUACAAGAACGAUUCACAAUCACAAGAUGACAGCUUAGAGGAACCAAAUUAUGAAAGUAUGCCAAGCGAAUCGAUCUCUGAAUUUAAUUAUGCUGCAUUGAAAUCCAGUGGAAGUGAAACAGAUCCUAACUAUGAGUCUGUUAGUAAUAUUGAUCCAAACUAUGAAAGUGUGAAAUAUGUGGACGAACCACCUUACGAAAAAGUGGACAGCGAUAUUAGUCAAGCAGGCUCUGAAAUACCUGGUUAUGAAAGAGUUGGCUCAAAAGGUUACCAAAAUAUUGAUACUUCGGAAAGCUCAGAUAGUACAACGAACAGAGACAAAGUUAGAGGCGAAAAUCCAUAUGAGAGAUUAAAAGAUGACGGGGAUACUGACUCAGUGGGAUAUUCCAAAAUAAAAGAUUCGAACUCGAAAACUAAGAAUUCAAGUGUAGAGUCUUCCAGUUCGGCUAAAAGUGAUGAUUUGAUUAGAGAUGAUGCUAUUGAAAGUUGUACCAAUAUAUUAGAUGACAAUAUUAUAUUCGAAGUUUGAUAAUAUGUUUUUCAAUCAUGGUGCUAAUUUUUAACCAUUAAUUUCAUAUAUUACUUACAAUAAGAGCUUUCCAUCAAAAUAUGUUCAUAAAUUCACAACAGUGAGAGAGAAUUGGACACAAUUGUUAUCUCAAUUGUUUCUGAUGAUUGAUUGCUUCAUGGCUGACCAUUAUACAGUGUUUGGACCAAUUUAUGAAAGAUUAUUCUCAAGUUAAUUUUUCAACGUGAUUGAAAUAUUUUUUAUAAUAUUCAUAUCAAUUUUUGAUCAAUUUAAACACGAAACCAUUCCUAUAAACACGAAUCAAGUCACCUCCUUUAUUAUUAUUCUAUUCUAUUCAAUUAUAACAUGCUUUGAUGCAUUGGUUGAAUUGAAUUGCCGUCAGCAAAUAAGAUUUUCAGCUUAUCUUUGGCACCCAAGAUAAAGAUGAAAUUUUGAUCGAGUCUGGAUUACUUAUGGUCACUACCCUACUAUACUGAGAAAAAUAUUUAUUGGUGACAAUCCAAAAAUAUUUAUUUCUGGUAAAUGUACAUCCUCCGUGGACAAAGCAAUUUCGGAAACCAUUGUUUUAAUUACUCUUCCUUUGUUGUGACUGCAGAAUUUUAUACAGGGUGAUACACGGCGAUGGCUUAUUAGACGUUUAUGGAAAAUAAAAAAAAUAUAUGUUGGGUUAUUCAACAAUGCUUAACAUAAUAGGCCAUCGCGGUGAGUCAACCUGUAUAUUUAUAACUGAUAACAUAUAGUUCCUUUCACUGUUGUUAUGUUCUAGUCAUUGAAAUUCUUAAUGCCGUUUUCACAUCAUCAAUUGAUUAACUCCAUUUGAUGUCAUAUUUAUCUCUUUGAAAAUCGUCGCUUAUGAAAUAUCGAUAAGGUAUUGAUUGCUUGCGUGAUACGAGAUACUUCAAAUAUGAUAAUCUCAUAUUCGAGUUUCAAGGCAGGAUUUUUCAAAUAUUGCCAAAAUUUUUUAAAGAAUAAAGUUUCAAUUUGGAGUUCAAUUUAUUUUUUGAACUUCACGACAAAUUUCUUGAAUGAUUAUUGAAAUCUAUCCUUAUCAUUCAAUAAUGGUUAAGUCUCUCAUAGUUUUCAUGUGUCAAUAGUUGGAAAAUGAUGAAGAAAAUAAUUGUCAACUUGUCUAAAUGGAGCUCUGACUAAAUUUUUAACCGAAUAGUUACUGUAAAGUAAAGUUUCUGUACAUAACUAUCAAAACAAGUCGUUUAACAACCAUUGUAGUAUUUUUAUAGUUUGUUGCCAAUGAUGAA